GGUCAGUCAGUGUGGUUCUGAUUUCCAGAUUGUCCCUCAAACAAGUUUCUAGUUGUGUGCUGUACUGCUGUUCGGAAGGGUCGAUCUGAUGCAGUCGUAUUAACUGUGUAGUGGGCGUUUUUUUAGCGAAUUUAUUUUUUACAAGUUAAUCAUGGAUGGGAAGAUUUUGCCAUUAUUUUUAUGGAUAUGCCUUCUCUUCAUAAAUACUUCUUGUGGACAGCGAAUGCCUCCACCCCCACCGCAACAACAACAACAGGCUGUCCCUGUUAAUAAAGUUAACCCUGCAGCUUCUCUGCCCCCACCUCAUAUCGCAGCACAACUGCCUCCCAUUCCUCCACCACUUCCACCACCACCAACUUUGCCGAAAAGUCCGAAGAAUGUUCCUGUACCGCAAACCCUCAUGCAACAGAGUCAACAGCAAAAUGCGUCGUUACACUUAUUAAAAGUUCAAAAAAGGAAGAACGACGAGCUGGCCAAUAUCAAGGACGAUAAUGUCCGUCGAGUCCUGAUGGAAUUAUCCACACCACACCUUCCCCAGGCGAAUAUGGUCGAUACACGGGCACGCGUUGCACAACUGAUUGGACCACUUUUUUAUAACAAUUUUGAGCAGAGGAAGGACAGGAUUAUUGGACAAAGUCGAAAUACCUCCUCCUUCCCGGAACGAUUGCUCGACGCCUUCACGGACAUUAGAGGCGAAGAGGUGAAAGCACUCGUGUUACAGAAACGACUCAACGCCCUGCACGCGUCGGAUCUUGGCUUGCUUCCCAUGGCGUUUUUAUAUGCUCUGCAGGGAACCUCGCUGAGAAAUAUUACUGGAUCUAAUUUGGCCGGAGUGAUAAAACUAAAUCUUGGUGAUACAACGCUAGCAUUUAAGGCUGCAGAGGCACUGGAUAACAGGAAGGAUGAACAAGUCGAAUUUCUCCAGUCUUUGGGAACUAAAAUCCUUCCCAAUGCGGAACGAAUGGUGAUGGAAAAAGUCUUGCAAUGGUGGGGGAGUCCUAUAGGCUGGGAAAAUCGUGAAAUCUCUCUCCUCACCACGGCUGGUGACCCACUCCUCUCAUACCUGCCUCCGUCACACCUCGAAACCCUGGAUGAAGAACAAGCGGACAGGGUCGUCAGCAUUCUCGGUGAGUCCGCCGAAAUUGGGAAGGUUUGGUGGAUGAAACCAAUGUCUGUGAAGAAGGCCUGGUUUGAGUUGGCAAAGAGGGCUCGAUUUUUUGGCGAAGUGCAAGAAUGGUCCUUCAUGAGGAUGCAAAUGCUCAGCUUUCUACUGGAGGGAGCCUCACCAGAAGACUUGGAGCAUAUCCCACCAUUGCAGGAAAUCAAGGGUUUGGUCAUUGGCAAUCAAUACACUGAACUUCAGGCCCGUGUCGUUUUUGACGCAUUCUACAAAAAGAGUCCCCUUUCUCAAGAAGAACUUCAAGAAUUCCAGUUUCACAUCCUGGAUCUUCUUCCCACUCAGUUGCAACGGUUUGACUUGGCCGAUAGUUUCUCCACUUUGGAUGAUAUGAUGGGAAUUUUGGAGAAACAAACGAACCCCUCGUACUCCACCCUCCUCCAAAUCUCGUACUACAUGUGGCCAAUUGUCAAUACGACGAGAGGAAUGGUAAUGGGUGAUCCGAAAGUGUGGCAGAAGAAAGAAUUGUCUCAAAUGGGAAAGUUCCUCUUCCUCCUCCCAAAAUCUGUCCUCUUCGCCAUGCCCUCCGAACUCGUCAGUUGGGACUCGAACAUGUUGAAUGCCAUAGUGUCAAAGCAUUUUUCUCCAUUCCAGAUCUGGUUCCUUACAUCACAAAUUUUGUCCAGUGUUGAUGAACGACUCAAAUCUGAAUAUCCUCACAUGUUGCCUCCUCCAUUCCAAAAGGGAAUUCCUACCGAGAAUCUGACCACUCUACUAUUAACGUCACAACUUGUCAACCCGGACACGCUACGAGUAUUAAUUGAAGAAUCAGAAGGCAUGUUAACGUCACAGAAAGCUGUAAUUGCUCAAAGAAUUAGGAGUAGAUUACAAGAGAGUGUCAUUCUCCGUCAGAUUACGAGUUCUUCCAAGCCGGCCGAGUUAUUCGACAUGUUCAGUCCUCGCCAGAUAUUAAAAACGAUGCCCAACAUUAUCAAAACGGUGCUUCAAAUGCCAGAAAGAGGUAGUUUUGGAGAAACUGCUCUCCAGGUCAAACUCUUCCCCCAAUCCGUUCUCUCACUGUGGAUGCGAUGGGUCCGAGAGCAAACGCAAGCAACCAAGUGGACUGCUGAAGAUCUCCUCGGUCGUUCUGCAACCGGCUCAGCACACGCUGUCCAGCUAACCAUCAUGGGACUUACUUGUCGCGAAGUAAACUUUAUCGACCCAUUAGACAUUCUCCCCGUCAUUUUGUAUUACCGACACGAAUUUUACGGGCUGAGACGUCUAAAUCCUGACCUCACUUUCGAGCUCAACCUCCGGUCGUGCUUUUUGGACAAGGUCGUCAACUACUUACGAAUCAAGAAAAGUUUGAAUGGAAAUGAGAAUCAAACUCAAAGUAGCAUUUUGAGUGAGCUGAGCCCUGGAGAAAUUGUUGGGAUUGGAGGCGAAGUACUAUCUCUUAUCCAACCAGCGUCCCUAGAACGAGUACCACCUUCAAUUAGGAUGGCAAUUCUGGAAGAAAUUGCCCAUAUCGGAACACUAGACUUGUUCCAUUUCGUCCCACUCGAACAACUCCAGUGGUAUGCGAAUACAUUGUUCAGGGAUAAUUUAUCUCAACGAUUCACAAACAAUAAGAAGCGACGACAAGCUCCAGCAGCAGCACCAGGUGAUGAUACAUCAACAGUAUCUGAACCAACCACCACCUCUACGUCAGCCCCACCAACUGACAAUCCCCCAGCGGAUGACCCAGACCCAACAGAAGAUGUAAUCCCUGUCGAUCCAAACAAUGCUGCUCAGCCUCCAACUGAUGAUGUCUCUCCAACUGCUCGGAUGGGUGGGGACGAAUCUUUCAUCCCCCAGCAAAAUAUGGCCGUUGAUACUGACACUAUCCAAAAACUUGGCAACUUUCUCUGCUACAGCGACGACAUUUUUAGUGGUGACUGGAAUCUCAAAUUCUUUAAAGACACGUUAGAAUCAAAAUCUACCCCUGGCGAUAAAACUUGCUGCAUCUCAAAGGCUAGUAGAAUGAAAUGGUUCCAAUUACUAAAAAUGGUGUAUGGAGCAGAUACCUCGAUUUGGAACGAAUUUCAACUCGCGUCCAUGGGGGACAUGUUGAUCACUGUCCCUGACGAAGAGAUGACAAAGAUUUCCCGAGAAGCACUCGCCAACGCGGUCCAUCCCAUCCUGAAGCAAUCAGGGUUCAAUCAAUUGGUCACUGUACCAGGCGAGAGGAAGAAACAGCGAUUCAUUUCUGUCUGUGUCGAAGCGUUGGGAAUGGAAGGGGCGGAAAUGAUGCACGCAUACAAGUCUAUGAUGAAGCAUGUUACGGAGGGAGCGCAAUGGUUGGUCAAUACGGUCAAGACCACAGAACAACUAAUAUCAGACAGCAUGGUGAAGUCCGGGAGAUUACCCAGAUGGGCGGAGUUCACCUUGGUAAGAAAUCCGAGACAGGUUCCUAGUUCCGGUAAAAGUUUCAUACCACCUCCACCUCCAAUGCCAAAGUCGUAUCCAGGACCCGGAAAUAAUCAAUUUGGAAAUUACGGGCAAGUCGGAAAUCAGUAUCAAGGACAAUUGGGAAUGCAAAAACAAGGACAAUUCGGAGGUCAGGGUCAACUAGAAAUUCAAAAGCAAGGACAAGUAAUGGAAAAUCAAAAUCAAUUUGCAGGCCAAGGCCAAUUGGAAAUUCAAAAGCAAGGACAACUUGGUAUUCAAAGUCAACUUGAAAUUCAAAACCAAGGACAAGUAGCGGAAAAUCAAAAUCAAUUUGCAGGCCAAGGGCAAUUGGAAAUUCAAAGCCAAUUCGGAAACCAAAAUCAAUUCGGGGGUCAAGCGCAAUUGGAAAUUCAAAAGCAAGGACAAUUAACCGGAAAUCAAGGACUUGGUGUUCAAAAUCAAUUUACAGGACAAGGGCAAUUGGAAAUUCAAAAUCAAUUCGGAAACCAAAAUCAAUUUGGGGGUCAAGCGCAAUUGGAAAUUCAAAAGCAAGUUAAAUUUGGUAUCCAAAAUCAAUUCGGGGGUCAAGAACAACUUGGAAUCAAAAGCAAUCAAAAUCAAUUUGGAAAUCAAGAAAAAUUGGGAAAUCAAUACCAAGGACAAUUCGGAAACCAAAAUCAAUUUGGGAAUCAAGAAAAAUUGGGAAACCAAUACCAAGGACAAUUCGUAAACCAAAAUCAAUUUGGGAAUCAAGAUAAAUUGGGAGAUCAAUACCAAGGACAAUUCGGAAACCAAAACCAAAGACAAUUCGGAAACCAAAAUCAGGAAAAAUUGGUAAAUCAAUACCAAGGACAAUUCCCAAAUCAAAACCAAGGACAAAUCGGAAAUCAAAAUCAAUUUCAAAAUCAAGGGCAAUUCGGAAUUCAAAACCAAGGACAAGUCGGGAAUCAAAAUCAAUUUCAAAAUCAAUUCGGAAAUCAAAAUCAAGGACAAUUCGGAAAUCAAAAUCAAUUUCAAAAUCAAGGGCAAUUCGGAAUUCAAAACCAAGGACAAGUCGGGAAUCAAAAUCAAUUUCAAAAUCAAUUCGGAAAUCAAAAUCAAGGACAAUUCGGAAAUCAGAACCAAGGACAAUUCGGAAAUCAAAACCAAGGACAAGUCGGGAAUCAAAAUCAAUUCGGAAAUCAAAAUCAAGGACAAUUCGGAAAUCAGAACCAAGGACAAUUCGGAAAUCAAAAUCAAUUCGGAAAUCAGAACCAAGGACAAUUCGGAAAUCAAAACCAAGGACAAUUCGGAAAUCAAAACCAAGGACAAUUUGGAAAUCAAAAUCAAGGACAAUUCGGCCUUCAGGGUCAAGGCCAGGGUCAGUUUAAUAACGGUCAGACUCAGUUUAAUAGCGCCCAGGGUCAAUUUAACAACGGCCAGUUUAGUCCGGAUCAGCAAUUGGACCUCACAGCUCGAAGUACAAAUGGAACUGGGACUAAAAAUGGGACUGCUGACGUCCCCAUUCAAGAACGGGCUCGAGAUGCAUCUGACACCUCAUCAUCACUGCCAACUAGCAGAUCUAACAACGGACAACAACAACAGAUAACUUGCGAUGGAAUCAAAACAGCGGGACCUGCCGCGAUAGGACUGACAUUGGAAGACUUGACCCAACUCUCCGCCAUCGACCUCUUCAACUGCAUCGAACCCAUUGGAAAAUUAGAAUGGGAUGAACAAACCAAGGCAGUAAUUCUAAACUUGUUGGUGCAAAAGCUUAACGUGAGGUUCGACAAGUUUAAGACGUUUGAACUCAUUGAGAUUGGAAACCUCGUUACCGCACUCCAUGCCAGUGAGGACAGCAAUUUCAACAAUAAUGCAUCCUCACCCUCUUCUGCAAUCGACAUUUCUCAAAUGGAUUUGAAAGUUCCGGAAAGUUUGGACAUGAUUUCGAUCCUUGGGUCAAAAAUAACUGAUCCUCAAGUGCUCAAAGUUCUGGCUGACAAAUUCAACGCAGACAACUCAUUUUUUCCUGGGAAUCCAAAGAAAAUUCGACCAGAAAAUGUUCGUAUAAUUGUCCAAUCGCUUGGAAAUAUCAUGUGUGGAUUCUCAGACAAAGUCGUAAACAGCAUAUUCGAAGUUGAUGCUCCACUCUUUAUCGACUGCAGCCCUAGACUUGGGAAAGUUGAGGGUUGUUCGCCUGAAGUCCUGUCAACGUUAGCCACACAUGCGAUAAGACCGAGUAAUUAUGGUCCCCCACGCCUUUGGACACAGGAGGAUUUGGAAACGAUAGGGGUCGUAUUUGCAGGGCUUAAGCCGGAAGCAAUUUCCACAAUCCCACCCGACUCGAUGCAAGGACUUCAGCCCCAAGCCAUGCAAGCUCUUCCUAGCUCAUCAUUACCUGCCCUCACACCUCAACAAAUAUCCAAAAUGUCGUACCAUGCAGCCAAAUCAAUUUUACCAAUUCAACAAAAUGGUCUAACCUCGGCACAACUAGAAGCGCUUCAUGGAGUGAUUGAUGCUACUGCUGAGCUGGACGCAGGAUCUGCAGAUGACACUGCGCGCCCCGAAGAAACGAGGGCACUCCCAUCUGACGUAGUUGGGAGAGCAAAGGGUGGACAAGAUGACCAUGUUAUUAAUCCUGCAAAUCCCACCACACCUCCCACGUCGGCAACAACGGAAGGUCCGACAAGCACCACUGCCCCAGAAUCAGAGGGAGAAACAGCCCCAAAGAGUGGCUCAAAUCGUAACCAUUUUAUGGAUUCUACAACUACUCAAGUUAUUGUGAUAUUAUCGACAAUCGUUAAUUUAUAUCGUCAUUUGUAGUGAUUAGUUAUUAAUAAUUCUUAUAAAACUGUUAUCAUAUUGGCCUACUAGUAGUUUCAAUUUCAUAUUUAUGCUUUAAUAAUUUUCUAUUCAUAAAGUUUAAAAUUUAGUUCUUAACAAAGAUUAGAUUUAUUUAUUGUAGUGUAAUUUCCGUGACCAAACCAAUAAAUUUAUUUCCUGGA
This is a messenger RNA of Folsomia candida, 6531 nucleotides long. RefSeq lists its product as uncharacterized. NCBI's taxonomy places the organism in Eukaryota, Metazoa, Arthropoda, Collembola, Entomobryomorpha, Isotomidae. The transcript is spliced from 13 exons. The record is from RefSeq and is a predicted model, not a curated record. Bases 152 to 6349 code for a protein of 2065 amino acids.